Molecule: messenger RNA, 2187 nt
Organism: Musa acuminata AAA Group (dessert banana)
Lineage: Eukaryota; Viridiplantae; Streptophyta; Magnoliopsida; Zingiberales; Musaceae
Product: rop guanine nucleotide exchange factor 1-like
Exons: 5
Coding region: 272-1843 (523 amino acids)
Molecular function (GO): guanyl-nucleotide exchange factor activity
Source: RefSeq, a predicted model, not a curated record
CUGUAUGGUUAGUGGGCUUGCGCAAAAAGAAGACGUCGCCCCUGCAACCUUCCUUGCAUUCCCCUUUCCAUUUGCUUGAGAGAGAGAGAGAGAGGUUGGCUCGCGGCGUCUUCUUCUUCUUCUUCUUCUUCUUCUGACCUUUUCUUUAUCUUUCGCCCGUCCCAUACCUCUUUCGGGAGCGAGAGGCAAGCCCCGUGAAGAAUCCAUCGGCGGGGACAUCCCACAUUGCUCCCGAAUCGUCUCCGGCUUCAGUUUCCCGGUGUCGGCAAGCAUGGGGAGCCUCUCGUUCGAGGAGGAGUACGCCUCCGACCAGCCGAGCGACAGCCGUGGCGGCGGCAGCUACAGCCCCAGCGCGGAUGUCUCGGGGUCCGACUCCUCCAGCGAAAUUUCCGGCCGGGGGUUCCCCGCCGCCUCGGCUUCGGCCUCAUCCGCCGGCGCGUCCCUGCUCCCCGCCGGGGAUGUGCUCUUCUGGGAGGCGAAGUUGGAGAAGAGAGCCACUGAUGUCUCCGAAGUGGAGAUGAUGAAGGAGAGAUUCGCCAAGCUGCUUCUUGGCGAAGACAUGUCGGGUGGUGGCAAAGGCGUCUGCACCGCCCUCGCGAUCUCAAAUGCCAUCACCAAUCUCUCCGCUACUGUUUUCGGAGAAUUAUGGAGAUUGGAGCCACUGGCGCCCCAGAAGAAGACAAUGUGGCGAAGGGAGAUGGAGUGGUUGUUGAGCGUGAGUGACUACAUUGUGGAGCUCGUCCCUUCCAUCCAAGAAUUCCCUAGCGGUGGCACCUUUGAGGUGAUGGUCUCUCGUCCUCGUGCCGACCUCCACAUCAACCUCCCAGCUCUCAAGAGACUGGACGCUAUGCUUCUUGGCAUACUGGAGGGGUUCCGUGAUACCGAGUUCUGGUAUGUGGAUCGUGGAAUUCUGGUUGCUGAUGCUGAUGAGAAUGGAAGUGGGAGCUAUCCACCUUCCUUUUCUGGGAGGCCAUCUUUGAGACAGGAGGAGAAGUGGUGGUUACCGGUCCCAAGAGUUCCACCAAAUGGUCUCUCUAAGGAGGAAAGGAAGAGGUUGCAGCAGUCCAGGGAUUGUGCAAAUCAGAUACUGAAGGCAGCUAUGGCAAUUAAUAGUGGGGUUCUUGCUGAGAUUGAAAUUCCUAAUGUCUACUUCGAAACCUUGCCCAAGAGUGGGAAAUCCUGUUUAGGUGACAUCAUCCACCGUUACAUAAUUGCUGAUCAAUUUUCACCUGAGUGCCUGCUGGACCUCCUGGACUUGUCAUCUGAGCACCAUAUUCUAGAAAUAGCAAAUAGGAUCGAAGCAGCAUUAUAUGUUUGGGGGCUGAAAGGCCAAAGCAGACACUCUCCAUUGAAAGCCAAGAAGAAUUCAUGGAGUGGGAAGGUCAAGGGUCUUGUUAUCAACAAAGAAAGAAGUCUGCUUCUCGCACAACGGGCUGAGGGUCUUUUGCAGAGCUUACGAAUUCGUUACCCUGGUCUGCCUCAGACUGAUCUGGAUAUGAACAAGAUCCUGUACAAUAAGGAUAUAGGACAGUCCAUCCUCGAGAGCUAUUCGAGGGUCAUGGAGAGUUUGGCAUUUAACAUUGUCGCAAGGAUUGAUGACUUGAUCUUCGUAGAUGAUGCUACAAAGAAGUGUGCUGCUGCUGAAGCCAUUUCUGUAUUUAAUCGAGGAGGGCUGGGAGGACUUCCACUUCAGAAAAGGAUAUCGCGCAGUCCGUUCUCGAUUCAAAACACACCAUAUGUCUCACCAUUUGCUACACCUUCAUUUUGUUCUUCCACCCCAGCUAUCGGAAGCCCAGUAAGACUGACAUCUUCCUUAAAAAAGGACAGUCUCCAAGAGCAAUAAGGGGGUAAAGUAGAGAAGCCCAUCUCUUAUAACACAGAGAGUAUGUUCAUACACUAGGAACCUUAGUGCCAAGAAAGAGACCAACUUCAAAUGAGGGUCAGUUGAUUGCUCUUGCAAAAGCUGGAUCUGUGAGCCAUCUAUUACAUGGAAAGCAGAGGAUCAAAUGUGAGCCAGUGGUUGUCUGGUUGAUAGGUUUGUUCCUGUACAUUACUAGUAGGAUCAAAGGUGAGGUUCUUGCAGUAUCUUGUUUCCUUUCAACCUGUCAUUACUGAAACUGAACAGUGGCUGGAAAGAUGUUCAUCAUUUCUAAUACUUGAAUCAAAAACAUGUCAGAAACUCAAAUA